GUGUCCGUGUGAAGUUGUGGCUGAAGUUAGUUUCCUGUCCCUCUCUCUCUCUCUCUCUCUCUCUCUCUCUCCCUCUCUCUCUCUCAGGUUUGGCUCAUGGGCUCAGGUCUGUAGGUCAGACGGGGUCAUGAGCGGACACGCGGUCCCGGUGGACUUCAGCGGACACAUGUUGGACCUGGACGAGGACGAAGACCUGGAGGUGUUCAGCAAGAACACGUCCCUGGCUGAUGGCGGUCCCAUGCCCAACUCCCCCAGCUCCCUGGUCAACCAGUACCGCCUGGAGGAGGAGGAGGAGCAGCCGGGCGCCGACGCCAAAGACUUCUUCAUCACCGUGGACAACCCCGAGAGUCAUGUGACAGCCAUCGAGACCUUCAUCAUGUACAGAGUGGUCACAAAGACGACACGGAGUGAGUUCGACUCCAGCGAGUACGAGGUGCGGCGCCGCUACCAGGACUUCCUGUGGCUCCGAGGUCGACUGGAGGAAAGCCACCCCACGCUCAUCGUCCACCCGCUGCCGGAGAAGUUUGUGAUGAAAGGCAUGGUGGAGCGCUUCAACGACGGCUUCAUCGAGACCAGGAGGAAAGCCUUGCACCGCUUCCUCAACAAGAUCUCAGAGCACCCGGUCCUGUCCUACAGCCAGCACUUCAAAGUCUUCCUGACCGCACAGGAGCUGACGUCCCACAGGAAACAGGGUCCGGGCUUCCUGAGCAGGAUGGGGGAGACGGUCAGGGCCGUGGCUAACUCUGUCCGAGGCCUGAGGAGCCGUCCAGAGGAGUUCAGCGUCAUGCAGGAGUACGUGGACCACUUCAGCACCAAGAUCUGCUCUGUGGACAAAGUCACCCAGAGGAUCAUCAAGGAGCAGAGAGAGUACCUGGACGAACUGAGGCAGUACGGGCCUACCUACACCCAGUGGGCGGAGCUAGAGGAGGACCUGGCCGAGCCUCUGAAGGGCGUGGCCGACUGCGUGGAGCGCUGCAGUCAGGAAACAGAGGAGCAGAUCCAGCAGCUGUCUGAGGUUCUGGUGCCGGCGCUGCACGAGUACGUCCUGUGUGCGGAGACACUGAAGCUCCGCCAUGAAACCUCAGCCCUCAUGAUGCUCCUGGUCCGCUCCAUACCCCAUACGCUGUCCGUUCACAGUACCACCAGCAACGACACAGGAGGAUGUUGGAGAACAGGAAGUGGGGGAAAGCUCCGUCACUGCCCACAGCCGUCCACAAGCACAGGCACGAAUGUGCACGACGAUGUUCCAGUAAGACACGCCCACUCCAGGUGA
This is a messenger RNA of Sphaeramia orbicularis (orbiculate cardinalfish), 1273 nucleotides long. RefSeq names its product sorting nexin-7-like. Gene Ontology annotation, cellular component: early endosome; phagophore assembly site. Lineage: Eukaryota; Metazoa; Chordata; Actinopteri; Kurtiformes; Apogonidae. Gene Ontology annotation, biological process: reticulophagy; protein transport; piecemeal microautophagy of the nucleus. Gene Ontology annotation, molecular function: phosphatidylinositol binding. The record is from RefSeq and is a predicted model, not a curated record. The transcript is spliced from 7 exons. Bases 128 to 1273 code for a protein of 381 amino acids.